GGUCACGGCGCGGCGGGUCCUGUGGAGGCGAGGUUUGGCCGCAGGAAUGAUCACCAAGACCCACAAAGGAGACCUGGGACUUUCAGAGAAAAACAAGAAGAAGAAGAAGAAGAAGAAGAAGAAGAAGGUGAUGGUUAAAGAACCAGAGACUCAGUACUCGGUUUUGAACAGUAACAAUUGUUUCACUGAGGUCUGUCCCACAAGAGCCAUGUCACCUGCGGAGAGUGUGAUCCGAGGGCAGGCACCCGAGGUGCCUCUAAUGAAGAAGAAGGAGAAGAAAAAGAAGGACCACAGUACGAUAUGCAAGGAGCACCAAGAACCUGAGACCACGUUACGUGCCAAACGGACAGAGAAGUCUCCCAGCCCCAGGAUUCGGGCUCUUGGUCUAUCUGAGUUUCUUAGCGGGAAGAAGAGAAAGAAGGGGAAGUCCUUGGGGCCUCUGGCCAUGUCCUCUGGGUUGAGGGUGAAAACCUCCCUGGACCCCAGACAGGGGGAGGAAGUGACCAGAGUUUGCAAGAAACUCAAAAAAAACAAGAAAGAGAAAAAAGCCCAGGAGGCCACAGUCUUGUCAGCCAGGGACCCUGGGCUCUACGAGGCCGGGGCUACUCUGCAAGGUUGCUCACUGGGAAAGGAUGACCAGGAACAGAUAACCUUGGGGCACAAAAGGAAGCAGGGGAGCCCCAGGAAGCACAAUGUAAAGAUGAAGAAGAAAAAGAAAGUUCACCAGGAGGGAGACACCACCCUUGGCCACCCCAAGCCCUCCAGGUCCAUGGAGAGCAGCCCUAGGAAAGGAAGUAAAAAGAAGCCAGCCACAGCUGAGGCUUCAGAAUGCAUCCCAAUGGAAGAUGGCCUCAGGUCCCCUGUGAAGAAGAAAAAGAAGUCCAGUCACAGGGCAGAGGAGCCAGCUCCGAGGAGGAAGAAGAGGAAGAGGAAGGAGAGCAAAGGAGCAGGAGGAUAUCGAGAGGAGGGCUGCUGGGGCAGAGGCCAGCGUAUGCUUGAUUCUUACUCCCUUUGCUGUCCUGCGCAGGAGCCCGACACAGACUUGGAGGUGGUGUUGGAAAAGAAAGGCAACAUGGACGAGACACACAUCGACCAGAUGAGGCGGAAGGCCUUGCAAGAAGAGAUUGAUCGUGAAUCAGGCAAAACGGAAGCUUCCGAAACCUGGAAGUGGACAGGGACUCAGUUUGGCCAGUGGGACACUGCUGGUUUUGAAAACGAGGAACAGAAACUGAAAUUUCUCAAACUUAUGGGUGGCUUUAAAAAUCUGUCCCCUUCAUUGAGUCGCACCCCUGACAUGGUGGGAAGGCCGAGCAUGGCGCUGAACAAGAAGGCAGCCGACGCCCUGCAGCGGAGCCUGCAACAGGACUACGACCGGGCCCUGCGCUGGAAAUACAGCUGGGGCGCUGGCCUCGGCUUCCCCACUGCCCCACGCAAAGCCUUUUACAUCGACAGGAACGCUUCCAAGUCAGUCAAGUUUGAAGAUUAAACUCUACUGUCUUGUGUCGAGUCAAAGUUGCUUUUAUUUUUCAAUUACUCAGAUGAAAGCCUCUGACAGUUGCCUCAAAUUGAACUCCCACAGAUAAAGGAGUUCUCUGUGGAUGUGCUGGACGCUGUGGGGUGGGGGCAGCACGUUUCUGGAGUCAGGAGAAUGUGUGAGGGGCUGGAAACCAGAUUUCCGUGUGCAGCCCUCCAGCCUUGUUUGGGGACAUCCCGAGUGUCAGUAACAACAGCUCACGUGUGGAAUGCUUAGUACGUGCUGGACACAUACUGAUGUGUUUUACCUGCAUUAAUGUACUUAAUUUUCUUGACUGUGAAACGUGAUGUUAUCAUCCCCAUCUGAUAGGUGAGGAAACUGGCGUUCAGGGAUGAAGUGAUGCCGUUGCCCAGGGCCACCCACCAGGAAGUGCCGACCAGGUGGUGUGCUUUCAUGCCUCAAGCCCCAAUAGUCACUGCUCUGAAGGCUCCCCUCUUGGAACUCCUCCCAGAGUCCUCACUGGGGCUAAAGGUCUUCUAAUGGAAGGAAGAGAAGUCCAUUAUAUGUCUCAGUCCCAAGCAGGAAGUGGAGUUAGUGAUAAACACAAAUAAGCUCAUUUUCCUUUAAUCGGAGUAGCUGCGGCAAGUGAGUAUUCGAGUUGCCAACACACAGGUGUGGCUGAGCUUCCUGUUGUGGGAAGUGUUUCUAAACCAGCCUUAACUUUUCCAGCGCCUGCCUUCUAACCCCAGUGCUAAGCCUGGAUUUACUAUUUUUGCUUUAACUGGAUUCUGAACAAGGCAUCUUUGAGAGCUUAGUCCUCCAUAGGAACCUGCAGCAAAUUUCCAGGGAUGUGUUUAUUAGGCUCUGCCAUCAUGAGGAAGGAAUCCCAGGUGACUUCUGGGCGGAGGUCGGAUGCUAGGAGGCACAGAUGUGGGAUGACACUGGAAGUUGCCUCAUCAUCGUGGGGACAGUGUGCCCAAGCUUGAACACUGCGUCCAGCCUCAGAGUUCUUGGUACAAUGACCUGAGACACACGGCCACCUCCUCUCCAUCCAGGUAGCAUUUCGCUUCCCAAAAUACAGGUUCUGAUUGGACAUUUCCACAUCACUUGGCCUGAAGGCCUCCUGCGUAUAUCCCAUCUCAGGCCUGAACAGCCAGAGAGUCAGUCUCAGGAGGCAGGAGUCCUGAUGGAAGGUUGGUCCAGCAGCUCAUCAAGGACAUUCUUUCCUCUUUGUCCCACCAUCACUGGUUUCUCAGGCUAGUGGCAAGAUGGCCAUAGCAAUCCAGGCAGCUUAUUGAGACACUAAAAUAUCCCAGAGGAAGAAGGAAAACCCUGUGGCUCUGAGCCAGCCCCUGACAUAUGAGGUAGAUUCUCCUUGGGCCAGUCAGCAGGGAGGCGUGAAGAGCGGAUGCUGGCAAGAUUAACGUGGGCAGAGGUGAGGCAGGCCUGCCUGGGUCCUGACCUGCAAACGUGGGCCAGGUCAGGAGUCCUGCAGAUCUGCACCAGCAAUGACUUGGGUGGCUACUUCCCUCAGGACAUGCAUUUGGCCUUUCCUGGAUUCAAACGAUACAAACGCCUAGAAUGUUAGGUUCUGCUUUGGAGUUAGCUCCUUCAGGGCACCCCCUCCUUCGACGGGACUAAGUCUCCCAGCCUUGACCAACACUGUAGGACUGUUUUCUGUAAAAGGGAACCACUGACUGCUUUGACUGUUCUUGCCUUGCCCAGAGAGCACACUGCUUUGGGGCUGCCUCGGCUCACGAGGGAGCACUGUGGUCAGCCAUCACUUGGUGAGUCUGGAAAGGGUAUGGAUUGUCCACUGUCCUGUCCCCACAGCGAGAACUCUUAUUAGGGUGUGAUGCCAGGCCUUUCCCUCCUGCUGGUUCGUGUGAUAGUCUAACAGGGCUGACUUCUGAACUCUGUCAAUGUUGGGUGGAGGUCCAUGUGCACAGGGGAAGGCUUACUGCGGUAUCCCUAAAGCGGUCUGGCAGAGAGGUUGGGCAGCCGACAGCAGGGUUUCCCAGUGUCCCGACUGGACCUGUCCUUGUCUGCAGACUGCCAUUGUUCACGAGCAGGUUCCUGUCCUGUGGUAGUCUGCAGUCUUGGGGAACUUAACUGACCUGGUGUUAGCUGGGCAUCUGUCCUUUGUAAAUUAAACCACAUUGGCUUUAGCUGCCCCUGCCCCUCUUGCUCAGCACCCUCCUCAAACUUCAAGUCUUUUAGUUGAUUUUCAUGUUGCUCUUCAUGUCUUGACUCUGAGCAGACACAGCCUGUCUCCAUGGGAACAAGGUCAUUUUGGAUUUUACCCAGGAUUUGGGGGGAGGGGCAGGGGAGGUCUAGCAUGGCCAAAGUCUCAGUUGAAUAUUUAAUAGCCCUUUUCUCACAGCUGUUGGCUGGUUUCCCUUGGGGGGCUCUCACUGACUGACCUUCCUGUGGCAAGGCCCUUCCCUCCUUGCAAUUGCUUUCAUCCAGCUGUUCCCAGACAUCAGGAUUUUGAGGCACUUUAUCCUUGGUCCUGCUGUUUCUGCCUUAGUCCACUGGGCCCUGCCCUGAGGCCACCUUUCUACAAACCAACCUGGACCAUCAAAAGUAUUUCCCAAAUAGACACAGUUCUCUCCUAAAGAGACUGUGUUUCAGCUCUGUCAGGUUUGCAGGUGGCAGAAUGCCCCGACCCCCAAAGAUGUCCAUGUCCUAAUUACCAGCACCUGUGAAUAUGUUAGGGUACAAAUCAAAAGGGAGCUUAAGAUAGAGAGUUAAGGUUGCUAAUCAGCUGACCUUAAGAUCAUCCUGGAUUAUCCA
Messenger RNA from Molossus molossus (Pallas's mastiff bat), 4270 nucleotides. It is a transcript of the gene KNOP1, whose product is annotated as lysine rich nucleolar protein 1. The coding region runs from base 47 to 1486 and encodes 479 amino acids. The transcript is spliced from 5 exons. NCBI's taxonomy places the organism in Eukaryota, Metazoa, Chordata, Mammalia, Chiroptera, Molossidae. The record is from RefSeq and is a predicted model, not a curated record.